AUGGCAUAUUUGCAUUCGGCCUCGCUCCUCCUUGUACUCGGCACCUACCUAUUGUUUGGCGUGGCCCAGGACAUCUGCAACACACACCACUGGGACCUCCAGGCGUUGCAUAACUAUUGCACGUUGGCUGGAAGGGCAACAUACCGGUCUCCGGCUUGUACCAUCUAUCGCCUCUGCGACAGCGCCCCUGCAGCCUUGCCAUCACUUGUGCCUGCAUUAUGCAACUCGGAGCGCCUCUUCCUAACCUUAUGCACCGACCAACCAGAGCUGUCCGAAUGCUGCAGGUUUCGGAGACGCCUUGCUGUCGUCCCUGCACAUGAAGGCUGCAUAAAGCCCACAGCACUGAAGCUUUGGAGUACGCAAGCUGUGCAGAAAUUCCUGGCUACCCGGUGCAGCCAUGGCCUUGGCAACACCAUCACCAGCGCCAGCACCAUUGCCGCCACCGAGUGCGACCUCUGCACCUCACCAGAGCUGUGCGACGCAUCCGAUCCGCUGCUCACCUACACUACCCUCUGCUUGGAGGAUAGCACCGCCGCGGGUUGCGAGCCAUGGGCGGAGUUUUGUGCACAUGACCCGCAAGCUGCGGCGCCGGCACUGUGCGUGCACCCCGGUGGAUCGGCCUUGCGCACCGCCGUCGGGUUGCAGUCGUACCCGCCGCCGCCACCCGCCGACCCGUGCAUCCUGAACUCAACGGACCCGUCGUGCAAGUCGUACAAGUACCCGGACAGUGCAGCGCUCGCCAACAUCAACACUCUGUGCAACUCGAUGCCGGACAUGCCGGGAUGCGCCAUCGCCAGGGCAUGUGCCUCGGACCGGCGCCGUGUGUCGGACAAGUACUGCCGGCCCUUCGUGUUGCUGGCCACCCUGUGCCAUGACAUGCCGGGGAUGCGGGGAUGCGACAGUUACAAGCAGCUGUGCAAGAUGGGCAGCGUGGUGGAGCAGUGUGUGGUAGAGGGACCUGUACCGCGGGCGCCAACCACGUCCCAGGCCCGCAAAGCCGUGUUCGGUGCGUGUGCUGAUCACCCCAUGUCGGGCUGCGCCAACUGCACUUCCAUGGACUGUCCGGACCCCCUGGCCUCUCUGGCUGCCAUUUGCCACGAGAUGCCCGACAUGGCGGCAUGUGCGGGCUUCUGGGCCUUUUGCGAGGCGGCCGGACAGCAAGACGUGGCGGAGUGGUGCAGCGAGGAUGAUGAUAAGUACCUGCCCGCCAUGCUGAUGUACUUCCAUCAGCGCACGCAGGAGCUGCUGCUGUGGAAGGAGUGGAGGCCCAGGACGAAAGGCCAGUACGUAGGCAGUGUGUUGGCUAUCGUGGCCAUGGGUGUGGUGGCCACGGGCCUCAAGACCGCCAAGGGCGCACUGACACUGCAAUGGAACCACCAGAGGGCACUCAGAGGGGUGGAGCCCAAGGUCAUCAGUGUGUGGGUGCCACGAAGCGGGCAGGGGACGGAGAUACUGGCCAAGGCGGCCAUCACAGGCAUCAGCCUAACACUCGACUACUUCAAUAUGCUCAUCGCAAUGACGUUCAAUGUGGGUUUCUUCUGCGCCGUCAUCGCGGGGUACAUCAUUGGCACGUUGCUGUUCAGCCACGUAUUGGAGAACUACGCCGCCAUCCUGCACCAGCGCCGUCGAGACGCGGACGCGGCGCUGAAGCGGCGAGCUCCGUCGCAGGGCAGGGUGGCGAUGGCGAACGGCAAUGGCAGCAACGGCGCCGGCGUGGCCCUGCAGGCCAAUGGUAACGUUGUGGUGGCCCCGCUGGCCGGAUCAGCCGCGGCUGGGGCUGUGGUGGCACUCGGAAGUCAUGUUACUUCGGACGAGGAUGAAGGGGAGGAGAAGCUGCUGCUGGUCCUCGAGGGCGAGGGCGAGUGCAACUGUGUUCAUAGCGCGUAG
Volvox carteri f. nagariensis is the source of this 1887-nucleotide messenger RNA. It is a transcript of the gene ctr1, whose product is annotated as transmembrane copper transporter. The transcript is spliced from 8 exons. Gene Ontology annotation, biological process: copper ion transmembrane transport. Gene Ontology annotation, cellular component: membrane. Gene Ontology annotation, molecular function: copper ion transmembrane transporter activity. The coding region runs from base 1 to 1887 and encodes 628 amino acids. The record is from RefSeq and is a predicted model, not a curated record. Lineage: Eukaryota; Viridiplantae; Chlorophyta; Chlorophyceae; Chlamydomonadales; Volvocaceae.